UUGACUAUCCCCAGAGGAGGUACAGGAUAGUCCUAAGAAGCACAAUGGGUCCCAUAGAUGUUUAUCUUGUCAGUCAAUUUGAAGAAAAGUUCGAGGAGAUUAAUGAUGUUGAGGUACCUCCAAACUUACCAUCAAGCUCAGGGUUUGAUGAGAACCUGGCAAACACAAUGGUCACUGAGGAGUGCAGAGGAAAGGAAAUUGAAAUGCAUGGACAAGAUGCUCAUAGAAUGUGCUCGGAUCUUAAUGCCUCUAAUGACUUUGUGAGUGGAAUCAUGAAGAUUGUGCCGUCUGAAGUCGAUAGUGAUGCAGAUUACUGGCUUUUAUCAGAUGCUGAUGUCAGCAUCACAGACAUAUGGAGAACAGAACAAUGGAACGACUUCAGUACAUUUCAGGAUGAUUAUACCAUGGCUAACAUAAGCACACCACAGCCCCAAACUCCACCUUCCGGUGCUACUGAAGGGCCUCCUGCUGCUAACCCUACCAAGAGUUGAGACCCUGGAAAGUGUAUGUGGAUGCAAGACUUAAUUUUGUUCAGGACUUAUGAUGUUCAACCAUUCGCUGUUGUGUAAUUCCCUGGAGGUGGGAUUGAAGAGAUUCCCCAGCUGAUGCUGCAGGAUGUUCCCAGAAAAGAAAAAAUUACAAGAAACUACUGGAUGGAAGAUGGAAGUAGCAGGUUCGUUGUAUAGGUAAGUAUGUCACAUUGUAGAGAAGAAAACGACCAAAAAAAAAAACAAAAAAAAGAAGAAAGAAAACCAAUGUUGCUUGUACAACCAUGUAUAUUAUUUACAUUCUUGGCUCUAGUAUUGUACUAACUAGCUUGACCUCUAGGUUAACUUGACAAGUAGGAACGACAGGAGAGGUAUUCAUAUGUUCAGAAAUUGAAAGAAUAAAGGGAGGGAAGAGAGGAUCUAUCAAUAUCAUAUCAUAUCAUCCUGUUUGCUUUUUAA
Juglans regia (Persian walnut) is the source of this 947-nucleotide messenger RNA. Its product is annotated as transcription factor E2FB-like. The record is from RefSeq and is a predicted model, not a curated record. Gene Ontology annotation, molecular function: DNA-binding transcription factor activity, RNA polymerase II-specific; RNA polymerase II cis-regulatory region sequence-specific DNA binding. Lineage: Eukaryota; Viridiplantae; Streptophyta; Magnoliopsida; Fagales; Juglandaceae. Gene Ontology annotation, cellular component: RNA polymerase II transcription regulator complex. The coding region runs from base 45 to 491 and encodes 148 amino acids. The transcript has 4 exons. Gene Ontology annotation, biological process: regulation of transcription by RNA polymerase II.